Messenger RNA from Procambarus clarkii (red swamp crayfish), 7113 nucleotides. RefSeq names its product probable Na(+)/H(+) antiporter nhx-9. Gene Ontology annotation, molecular function: potassium:proton antiporter activity; sodium:proton antiporter activity. Gene Ontology annotation, cellular component: plasma membrane. NCBI's taxonomy places the organism in Eukaryota, Metazoa, Arthropoda, Malacostraca, Decapoda, Cambaridae. Gene Ontology annotation, biological process: sodium ion import across plasma membrane; regulation of intracellular pH; potassium ion transmembrane transport. The record is from RefSeq and is a predicted model, not a curated record.
UUAGUUCCCUGUUGGCAGCACCACGAAGUCCUCCUUCCUGGCCUCAACAUACCCUGCUGGCCGCCUUCAACGACUACAUGCGCUGCUUGCAUGUUGUGGGGUUGUAGCUUAGUGGAAAUGUUGAAAACUCACUGCCUUUUAACUUAGACUUUGAAACUUGUACAUAACUGGGAUAUUCGUGGUGAUAAAGAGGUGCGGACUGUUUGCCUUGCAGAAAAAUCACAACAUCCGGAACGCCGGAAAAUUGUCGAUUAGAUCAUUUCAUAUUUACCAAUACAAGAAAAGUAUUCACGGACGGCAAGAACAUCGCCUUCAAGAUGAAGAUAAUAAAGUGCAUAUUAUUGUUGACCUGCGCAGUAGCGAUUAUAUCUCCAGGAUGCUGCGCACUGGCCAACACAACCACCCAGACCUCCAUUACUAUCGACAACAGAUCUAAUAACUCAAAAAUAAGAGCAAACAACGAAAACAAUAACCUCCAGGUCUCCAGCCCCAUGCCUUUCGUCGACAGAACCUCUAAUAAAAAUGGCUUGCUUACCAAUCCCAUGAACAUCAACGGGUUCGGUAACAACAGCUUGCUUGCCAAUCACUCAAACAUCGUAGCAGCCAAUGAAACCCACGCCCAUAAACCCAAACUGGAAAGGUAUCCUGUGGCUGUCGUCAACUUUGCAAGGGUUGAGAUGCCCUUCAUCAUCGGCCUGUGGAUCUUGUACGCAUGUAUCGGCAAAUUAGGAUUCCACAUGACGCCGAAGUUGUCCCAUGUGUUUCCGGAGUCGUGUAUGUUGAUUGUGUUGGGGGUGAUCAUCGGCCUGCUACUCUUCUACACCCAAGCCGCCUCCGUCUCCCCCCUCACCGCCGAUGUCUUCUUCCUCUACCUGCUGCCUCCUAUCAUCCUCGACGCCGGCUACUUCAUGCCCAACCGCCUCUUCUUUGACCACCUAGGCACCAUCCUCGUCUACGCUGUCAUUGGCACCAUCUGGAACGCCUUGACUAUCGGUAUCUCCAUGUACGCAGUGAACCUAACUGGGCUCUUCGGCAUGGAUAUCCCCAUCCUGCACAUGCUGCUCUUCUCCUCCCUUAUCUCCGCCGUCGACCCCGUCGCCGUGUUGGCGGUGUUCGAGGAGAUCCACGUCGACGAGGUCCUCUACAUCCUGGUGUUCGGCGAGUCUCUGCUCAACGAUGGCGUCACUGUGGUGCUGUACCACUUGUUUGAGGGUUACAACGAUCUUGGGGAAGACAACGUGCAGGUAAUUGACAUUGCCUCCGGGAUAGCAUCCUUCCUCCUGGUGGCCCUCGGUGGCACCGCCAUCGGGAUCAUCUGGGGCUUUCUCACCGCCUUCGUCACAAGGUUCACCAGUCAAGUGAGAGUGAUCGAGCCCAUCUUCGUGUUCGUCAUGUCCUACCUUGCAUAUCUUAAUGCUGAGAUCUUCCAUCUCUCUGGGAUCUUGUCCAUUACCUUCUGCGGUAUAACCAUGAAAAAUUAUGUGGAGCAGAACAUCUCGACCAAAUCACACACAACUAUAAAGUAUGCCAUGAAGAUGUUGGCAUCAUCAGCGGAAACCAUCAUCUUCAUGUUCUUGGGUGUUUCCACUGUCCAAAGCAAGCAUGAGUGGAACACCUGGUUUGUCAUCCUAACCAUCGUCUUCUGCUCCAUAUACAGAAUAAUGGGUGUCUGGAUCUUCAGUGCAAUGUGCAAUCGAUUCCGUGUCAAGAAGGUCAACUUUGUGGAUAAAUUCAUCCUGUCAUAUGGUGGGUUAAGAGGUGCUGUAGCCUUUGCCCUAGUUCUGACUGUCAACGUUGAACACAUCCCUAGCCAGCCCAUAAUGCUUACUGCCACCAUGGCCAUGGUCUACUUUACUGUUUUCCUGCAGGGUAUUACCAUUAAGCCGCUAACAGUGAUGCUGGGAGUGAAGAAAGCAAAUAAGCGUACGCUCACCAUGAAUGAACGCCUCCACGAGAGGACAAUGGAUUACAUUGUAUCAGGCAUUCUAGAUAUAACAGGCGGGCAUGGAAACCUCAGCUUCAGGAACAAAUUCAAGAGGUUCAGCAAUAAAUACCUGACACCGUUUUUAGUUCGUGAGAAGAACGUAAUGGAGCCUAAAUUCAUAGAAACAUUUAGCCAGAUCAAGAUGCAGGAGGCUCUUCAUUACAUGGCCACCAGUGGCAAUGCAGGCAACAACAUCGAGUCAUUUACCAAUUUAUUACGAAAUGCUGCAAGUCAUCCAAACCUCCUCAAGAACAGCCAAGGUGAAUGGAACCUUGAUGUUGGAGAAUUAGAAUAUAACCCUAAUGUACGGGACCUCAAUGAUGCCAAAUUCCACCAUCUUCUGUCCAGCGAGUACACUGCUGUCAAGCGGCACCGUGGUUCGACGUACAAGAGGCAUGCUGUGAAGGAUGACGACAUGCAGACGCAGAUGGACGUUAACCACCACAACAUGUAUCUCCAUACUCGGCAGUUUGUCAGCACCAUCAGAAAGCAGAGCAAGAGAAACAAAAAGGCAACAGAGAAUGGUGUAGUGAAGGAUGUCAAAGCUGUAGAGGAUGCCAGGGCAGCUUUCCAACAGAAUGGUUCUGCUAUUAAACUGCAAAGUGACUACAUGGAACACGUGUUGAGAGACAACCCUGCUUUUGUAGACGACGAUGGCAGGACCCCAUACAUUAGAGAUAACACUACUGCUAAAAAUUCAAUACGUGGCCCUACAGAAGCAGAAUCAGCAUUACCAUGGAAAAGAUACUCUGAAGAGGAUGUUCCCACAUCUGCUCGGAAAGUACAACGGCAACUGAGCAUCGUUCCAGACGAUGGCACUACCACACCCACAAUGGCUGAAGUUACACUUCCCUGGAAGCGACCAGAAGAUGAAGAGAUCUGUGACCGACCACGCCGUCAGUCUGAAUUCCCUGCAUGGGCAUCCAAUAAGGAAUAUGUUUGCUAUUAUUCUCCUUCUAAUACUUUCCUUGGUGGCAUAGGAACUCAUGACUCGUAUCCAAAUGUACGAGAAAUUUUCGGAAGACGCAGCAGCAGCUCUUCAUUAUCUUCCCGUCGUGGAUCUUUGAAAGAUCCCCCUAAUGUUCUCAGAGAGCGGUCUGCCUCGCGAGGUUCUGUCAAAGAGAUAGCUCAUCGGGGCUCUCUGAGUGAAUGUACCUCACCCACAUCACCUCUAAAUCAGUCUGAUAUGUCUUUGCAUACGCGUCGGCAUUCCUAUACAGGAGAACAUUCCCUUCUUAAUACUACAAUUGCAGAAGAGGAAGGACGGCGGUGUGAUACAGUAAUUGAAAUGAAUCCUGAUGGAGAACGGGAACAAACGCGAAUGUAGUCUGUGCACUUGACAGACAUACACAAAUUUUUGUAACUGUCCUUAUAAAGGUAAAAUUAGUAAAACGUUUAUCUUUUAGUGUUAAAUGUAGACAAAGAUUUUAUGUUCUGAUGUAUUUUAUUGGAAUGUAUAAGUUUACUGUAUUCCAAGAUAAUGCCUACCUUGCCUAAUGCCUAUAUUAAGUUUUGGGCACUACUUCUUAGGGCAAAUGUAUUAUAUUAGUUUUUGCAGUGCUAUUUCCAGUAGUAUACUGUAUCCAGACCCUGGCAAGUGCUAGAUAUGGUGCCUAGUUUUUUCAAUGGUCAGGCCAAAUGUGCUGGUUACAUUAUGUUCCGUAUCCAAAUGGUGCAGCAUCUUAUAGGCUGGUAUUGCAUUUUGAUCAGUGAACUAGACAUGAGCCUUACUUUAUAAUUAAAAUUGUCAUUAGUCAAAUAUAUAGGCCUAAUGUCUUCAUAAACAUUAUACUUCCUAUGUAGCCUGCUGGCCAAUGUACCUAAAAUAGUUCAUGGGUGACAAUAUUUUGAUUACAGUAGAUGUAUUUGCAUAAUUUGUUUACAAAUAAUGAUUACUGGUACUUUAUUGCAUUUUAUACAUUCUUAUGCAUUAUAAAUUGUAGCAAAUGCAAAACAUUAAUUUUUUAAACCUCACCCUCAAAAUUGUUAACAUUAUUUAUACUUUGUUUCUUGCUCAUAUAAAAAGUUUUAUUUAGUUGUCUGUAUGGAUGAGUUAUCUAUUGGCCAGUGUCCCCAUAGUGGCUGUAGUAGGAACAGGAAGAUUGUGGCUAAAAUUGUGAAGGGGGAUAAAAAGAAUCAAACCAGAAGUCACCUUCUUUACCAGGAUAGGACUGAAGGCUCAGCGGCAGACACUGUUUCAAACAAGGCACAAUAGAGCUGAUCAUCAAGAAACGUGCAGGAUAUUGAACAGGUUCAAUAAGUUAAACUCUAAACACGUUUUCAACAUGUAUAAGAGAAUGUUUUCAAGAAUGCUAAGGCACAUUGUAGAAUUGACGACAGGAUAUCCUUGUAAAGAGCAAGUUAAGAAGCAGUCUAAACUUUCCAAAGCAAGGACAAUGCUAAUUUAAAGCAUACCUAGACAAAAUCAUUGGACAAAAUAGGGGACCCUUCACAAGCCAGGUGCUUCUGUGUUUCCAACAAGGCCAUUGGAGAGGGUGACCAACAGAUAAAUGCAGGUGAAUUUUGUUUUAACGUUUUUAAUAAUCCAUAUCCCUUUUUAUAUUUUGCUCAAGAUUAAUACCACCUUGCAUGCCGAGGCAACUGCUACUUGAAGUUGAUGCUAAUUUGACAUUUUUGUGUUCAGAUUUGAAGGAGUACUUAACUGCUGUAUAUAUUAUAGAUUUAUUAAUAUGUACUGUACACAUUACAAUACUUUCUCAUUUCUGCCUUAUAUUUACAAAUUGUAAAAGUAAAGCCUGUCUGAGACAGGCAGCCUUUUAGUCUUAUCAAGGUUUCCCUAGUUAGGGAAGGAGGUUGUCCAAGUGGUCAUCCAUCCAGUGCCUACCUUAACCUGACUGAUCGAUAUGUACGUCAUCCACUGCACUCUACACACAGACUAUGCUUGUAUUUAAGCUAUAUUUUCAUCUUUGUAAUGCAUUUCCUGUAAAAUUAGAUUAUAUUUUCAAGCUUUAAACGACUUUAUAUUUAAUUUCUUCAGCUAAAAGAUUCUGAAAUGGUUUGAAGAAACAUGCGUAUUAAUCUGGAGCAUGGUGGGAAAAAGUGGCCAAAUAUUUAAUGCAUAUAUAAGAUACUAUGUAUGAGAUGCUGGGCUUUGCUUUACUCCCACACAUGAGGCAAUUUUUUACAUAGUUACAGUAUCUCUUGGCUGCUUUUGUGGCAGUAUUAUCAAAUUUGUCCCCAUGUGUGGUGAUUAUGCCAAGUUAAUGUUUUGAAACCAUUUCUUACCAUUAUGGUGGCAACCUGGGUGAGGCGUUAGCUAGUCCUAAGUGAUUUUACUGCUAAACCACUUUGUGCUUUACUAAUAUUCCACAAUGUUAAGAGACUAAAUUAAGUCAACACUAUAGAGGUACCAAAAGCUAGACAUUCCAUUGUAGAAAGACCCUUUGUCUUGUGUUUUAAGUUUUUAUGUGUGCUUUUGCACACAUAAAAAUGUUUAUUUAUAUAUACACAUAUAUAUAUUGAUGAAUACGUGUAGGGACAUCUCGAGUGAUCUGGUGUUAUCAUCACUGACAUAAGAUGAGUCUACUUGUAUUUUAUCCAUUAAAUGCAGGCAAGGUUUUGUUGAAUAUCUGUAUUGAUACAGAUCAAUGCAGAUGAUACUCACUUGGAAAUAAUCUUUGAUGUACUGUAAUAUAAGAUUAUACAUUUGUUUUUAAAUUUUAUCUUAAAAUUGUUUUAAGUUGUAUAAGUUUGAAUGUUUAGUUAAAGUUGGAUGAUGCAUUUGCAAAAUACAAUCAAAUAUUUAUAAUAACCAUUCCCUUCUGUUGUAAUUUACAGAUUUCAGUUUAAUAUUUUUAACUGGUUAUAUUUGCCCAUUUCUUAGAUCUCAUAAUUGGGAUUGCAUGCCAGAUAUAUUAAUAAUGAUUAUUUAAUUAUUCAUUACAUAUUUGUCCACUAUUUUCAUUUUGUUACUGGCAUUUUGACCCUAAUAUUUUUGCACUGUACUAAUAUCAGUGAUAUUUAUGCAAAUGAUUGUACAGUACUAAUUUUCUCCUAACACAUUUAUAAUAUAAAGUUUCUAGACAAAGUAAUAUGAUUCAAAGUAACACUUUCAGCUAGUUAAUAAUGCAUUAGAUCGUGUUGUAUAUUGUACAUAGAUUCUUUGACUUGGUCAUCACUGGAUUUGAUUGUUGUAAAUAUGCACAAAAAUACUGUUGAAGCAAUUUAAAGUUUGCUGAUUCUUGUCCUGAAGCCCACUUGAGGUUUUUGGUUUAGUUUAAUUUUUCGCUCAGACAGAUCAGUACUCGGAACAGGCAGAGAUAAUGCUCUUGUGCUAACCUGUUAACCAUGUUGAGCAUCUUGCCUAAUGUAAUCAGUCCUGCAUGGUUGGAUGCCUUUUUUAAAUAUUAGAUUAUAUCACUAACAACACUAUUUGACCCGGCCAGGAUUCGAACCAAUGCCCAUCAGGAUUCAAACCCAUACCGUCCAGGAUCACCCCUAAACGUACACAGUACUGUGACCACCGGUACGCGGAAGGCAUGGGUUUAAAUCCUGGCCGGGUCAAAUAGUUCCUAGUGAUCUAUGGCUUGCGCGUUCAUGCAGCUUUUAAACAUUAGAUUAUAUAUGUAUAUAUAUGUCAGAGCUCUUCAGAUAACUAAAUAAGAGACUCGUAGGAGUUGCCUUAGUGGUUUUGACAAUGAUCUGCUCAGGCAUUAUACUUGCAGGAUUGUACAGUAAAGUAUGCCUAGUUACUGCAUAAAACAACUGAACUUAAUAACCUGUGAAUUAUCUUCUACAUGUUUCCAGCAAUAACAUAUUAUAGAUACAUACAUUCAGAUGUACAUAUAUAGAUACAUAUAUAUACUCAUACAUAUAUACAUGCAUACAUACAUUCACUAUGUAGGUACAUGUAUGUACACACCACUAUGUAGGUGUAUGUAUAUAUACAGUACAUUCACUCACACUCACUCACACACUCGCACACAUAUACACACACCCGGGGCCAGGUAGCCUGAUGGAUAGCAUGCAGGACACGUAAUUCUCUGGCGUGGGUUCGAUUCCCGCACCAGGCAGAAACAAAUGGGCAAAGUUUCUUUCACCCUGAAUGCCCCUGUUACCUAGCAGUAAAUAGAUACCUGGGAGUUAGUCAGCUGUCACGGGCUGCUUCC